AUGUCUGACAACGAGAACUUUGAGGAUUCUUCUGAAGAAGAAGUCAGCGGAUCUGAAUCCGAGGAGGAACCGAAAACUGAGGAUAACAAGCAGACUGAUGGCUGUGAUGAAGGUAACGAGGAGGAUAAAACCUUCAAGGACCUCGUAAGUGAAUGUUUCAACAUCUUGAAUUUUAAUAUUAUUUUAGGGCUUAUGUGAACCACUAUGUGAAGCGUGUGAACGAGUUGGAUGGAAGAAUCCGACCAAGAUUCAGUUGGCCUCGAUUCCACCGGCCUUGAAAGGAAGUGAUGUGAUUGCUUUGGCUGAGACAGGGUACGUUGUCCAUCAAAUUAUCUAUGUAUGAUUAGGUCGGGUAAAACUGGAGCCUUCGCCCUUCCAAUUCUACAAGCGUUAAUGGAAAAUCCCCAAAGGAACUUUGGAUUAGUUUUAUCCCCAACCAGAGAAUUGGCGAUUCAAAUCGCCGAACAGUUCACAGCUCUUGGCUCCGCGAUUGGACUGACAGUAGCUGUGGUCGUUGGAGGAAUCGAUAUGGCCACACAGGCCUUGUCUUUGGCGAAGAGACCCCACAUUGUCGUGGGUAGGUCACUUAUAACUUUGUAAAUAAGCCUCGUUCUUUAGCUACUCCUGGCCGGUUGGUGGAUCAUUUGGAGAACACCAAAGGAUUUAAUCUUCGCAGUAUUCAAUAUCUUGUAAUGGAUGAAGCUGACCGAAUUUUGAAUAUGGAUUUUGAGGUUGAAUUGGAAAAAAUUUUGAAAGCGUCUCCCAAGAACAGACGAACUUUCUUGUUUUCUGCUACAAUGACUCAAAAAGUAUCCAAAUUGGAAAGAGCGUCUCUUAAGAAUCCAGUCAAAGUUGAAAUUUCCAGCAGUAAAUAUCAGACCGUGGAUCAACUGAAACAAUAUUAUUUAUUUAUCCCCUUCAAGUAUAAGGUAUGCAUUGUUGCUAAUGAUUUGUGUUGACCCGAACUGUCGUUGAUCCGAAAAGUCGGGACGCAUGAUGGAUGACUUUAUUAUACGUAUUAUUUAGGAACCAUAUCUUGUUCACAUGUUGAAUGAAAAACGCGGAAACACGGUAAUCAUCUUCUGCAGUACGUGUGCAUCAGUAAUGAAGAUCGCCUUUAUGUUGAGGCAUCUUGGAUUCACUUCCAUCGCCUUGCAUGGACAAAUGAAUCAACCGGCUAGAAUUGGAGCUUUGAAUAAGUUUAAAGCAAAGGAUUGUUCUGUUCUGGUGUGCACUGAUGUCGCUUCGAGGGGUAUUUUCAAUUUUCCAUUUUUGGUUUUUAUCGUUUAGGUCUGGAUAUUGCCAAUGUGGACGUUGUUAUCAACUAUGAUGUGCCCACAAAUUCAAAGGAUUAUAUUCACAGGGUGGGAAGAACUGCUCGUGCUGGGAAAGCUGGCGUUGCAAUCACAAUUGUAACACAAUAUGAUGUGGAGAUUUAUCAGAACGUGGAAUCGAAUCUUGGGAAGAAGUUGGAUGAAUUCAAGGUAUCUCAUGAUGAUAUAAUGCCUCUGGUGGAACAUGUGACCCAAGCCAUCAGACAUGCAGCCCAGCGGUAUAAAGAGACAAAUGAGGGACAAAAGAGGGCAAAAGGAGGGGAUGAUGUCAAUGCAAAAAAGAAAAAGUUUAAAGGAAGGCGGUAA
This is a messenger RNA of Bursaphelenchus xylophilus (pine wood nematode), 1640 nucleotides long. Lineage: Eukaryota; Metazoa; Nematoda; Chromadorea; Rhabditida; Aphelenchoididae. The record is from the annotation of a GenBank genome assembly.